UUUAUCAACGUCAUGGAAAAAAAUUCCGUGUUGUAUUGUAUGUAGUAUGAUCAUAAUUAAUUGAAUGUUUAGCUAAUUUGUGCGUUCAACUUAUAUUGUCUCGUAAUGUUGUAUGAUAGUGAAUAAAUAACUCGAUUGAUAUAAGACAAAUUUCAAUUUUAAAAUGAAAAAGAAAAAAAUACAGGAUGAAAUUUACGAAUACAUAAUGUAAUGUGAUUUCAGAUUAAUAAAACGCGAAAACUGCCAUGCAAACCGGUAAACGAGCCAUUAUUUAUAAAGUUGCAAGAUUUACGUAAGCUGUAUGUUGCGGAAAAGAAGAAAAGUGAGCAACUAGAAGCUGCUUUAGAGUCGGCCAAGAUUAAAAUAAAAGACUUGAAAGCGAUGAAUAAUGAAAUGACGGGGCUAAAUAUGGAAUUGCAGAAAACUGUUAUCAGUUAUGUGAAACAAUUGACGGAUGGUAAAAAUAAUACGAUACCUAUAAAGCCACAUGAAAACAUAAUGAAAGAUGUUCCGGCGGUGAGUUAUGAUACAUAAACAUGAUAAGAAAGUGAGAUAAUUCUUUAUCUCGAAAAACAACUUUUACACCUUAUUUCACCUUAACCUAAUUAUUUUAAUAAUUAUUUUAAUAAUAUAAGCUUCUUGGAUUUGUUCUACAAUUCCCACAGUUGUUGCACAGAUCUAAGUAAUAUUUUAUGCAUCACAUCAACUGAAUACCUCCAAAUGUUAUCAAAAAAGACCAGAUCAGUUGCGAGAAUUGAUAAACCUUUCACUCUAGGUAUACGCUGUUGGAAAUUGAUAGCCUCUUGCAUAUCCAUAAGAUAACUUUCAUUCGUUCGUAACUAAUUUUCAUGUUUAGAGAGGAGAUAACGAACUGCGCUUGAGAUCCAGGAAUAUAGCACCAGCUACAUCAAAGCCUUCCAACUCGCGCACGGCGUGCGAUUUACUUCCUGAAAUCCCCCUGCCUCUCGAACGCUCGUGGUUUACCCCCUCCAUAUGGCUCAGUCUCCUACCCGAGACCCAUGGCGCAGGCGUCGCGUAGGAGAUUGAGCCAUAUGGAGGGGGUUACGCACGAGCGGACGAGAUGGAAAGGCCUGUGCUACUGAGGCUGUGUUCCGAUAUUAACUGCCAGUACUGAAAAUGUAUAGUAUAGGUGACAUGAACUAUAAAUUUUCAGUACUGCCAGUAAAAACGGAACACAGCCUAUGAUGCAAAGCGAGCCGUCGCUGAAAGAUAAAACAGAGGAGAAUACGCGCGUUAGCUCAGCUACAUAUUUUGGCAAAAAAAACAUUUCAAAAAUUAAAAUAAAAUAUUAAAAUUUAUUUGGCAAAAAUUUAAAUGGCAAAAAGAGUUAAAAAUAAGCAAUUGCAGCUAACAGAAUGGGAAAAUGAUUAUUUUUUUAUUCUUAAUAAUCACGACCAACCACAGUGUCUCAUUUGUUCCAAAAUUUUGUCACGUGCAGAAAUGUUCCAUAUUAAGAGACACUAUAAUCUUUGUCACAAAAUAAAAUAUGAAAAUUAUAAUAACGAAAAAAAAUUAAAAUUAAUACAAGAAUUAAAAUUUAAACAUACAACAUCGCAAAAGCACGUUGAUACAGAUAAAAAUAUAAAUUUAUCAAAACAAUCUCUAACUGCUUCUUAUGCCAUUGCUCUACUUGUAGCUCGCGAAAAAAAAAGUUUCUCUACUGAAAAUGUCAUAAAAAAAGGAGCCAUAGAAAUGGCAAAAGCGUUUAAUCUUCAUGAAACUGUACAAUACUUUAACACCGUAUCUUUAUCGCCACAAACAGUUUCAAGAAGAAUCCAUGAUAUUGGCAAUUAUCUUGAAGAAAAAUUAAAAAACUUGUUAACGACGUGUAAAUACUAUUCCCUUUGUUUGGACGAGAGCACUGAUAAUUCUGACGUAAGUCAGCUUUCAAUAUUUGUACGAAUUAUUCAGCACGAUUUCUCUAUUCAUGAAGAUUUGUUAACUUUAGUUCCACUACACGAUACGACAAAAGGAAUCGAUAUUUAUAAUGCAUUAAAAGAACAAGUAAAAAAAUUUGUUGAUUCUUUUGAUAAAUGUUCUGCUAUUGUUACUGACGGAGCACCAGCAAUGAUUGGAUCCAAAACUGGUCUAAAGGGAUUACUUUUGGAAAAUGAUGUAAAAUGUUUAAUGUUUCAUUGUAUAAUCCAUCAGGAAGUUUUAUGUGGAAAAGCGCUUAAAUUAUCCGAUACAAUGAAAACUGUAACCAAAAUUACAAAUAUUAUUAGAGGCGGUAACAGAUCCCUUUCCCAUCGUAAAUUUCAAAUAUUUUUAGACGAAUUUAAUGCUAGUUAUCCAGAUCUGUUAAUGCAUUCCGAAAUUAGAUGGCUAAUUGCAGGAAAAUGUUUGCAACGUUUUUUUGCGCUUCGGAAAGAAAUUCCAAACUUUUUGGAACGUUAUGUUCUAAAAGACUCAUUAGAGUUGCAAAAUAAAUUCAAAAGUACCGAUUUUCUAAAAAAAUUAGCUUUUUUAACAGCUAUGACUAAUCAUUUAAAUAUUUUAAAUUUACAACUUCAAAAGUGCAAUCAAACAAUUUCUGAUUUAAUAAGCAAUAUUAAUGGAUUUCGCAAUAAAAUAAAUCUAUUUUUAAUUGAAAUAUCUAAGAACGAAUUACACCAUUUUCCUUGUUGUGAAAAAAUUAUAAAAGAUCUAGAAUCGAAUUCUCUUUUGUCUUAGGUAGUUUGUUUCUUCAAUUAAGUGUGUCAUAUAAAGAUUUAUAAAAUCUGCUUUUGGUUCAGUUUUUGUUAUCUACAUGGCUGCUAAUAUAAUAUUUUGAAAACAAAUUUUCGGUGGUAGUUCGUUUAUUAAUAUCUGCAUUAGCCAAAAACUUCUUUUAGAAUUAUGAAACUCUGGUGCGCUAUCUAUAUUGCAAAUGAAAAUCAAUGAUCCUGGAACGUUCGUCUCUAUAUUUGUAUACAAAUCGCUAUCGUACACGUCACGAAUAACAAUGUCUUCACUAUUGUUCACACUUUUCACAUUUCUCAUAUUUCCAAGAGACAUCUCUGAAUUUCUUUUCUAUUUCAUAGCUGUUGAAUAUGACAUUCUAUAUCUAUUGUAACAAAAGAAUUACCAUUAUUUGUAUUUAAAAUAUAUUGUUUACUGUGCACGCAAAACAGGUAGAUUUUAUUGUGCCCAUAUUAUUGCGAAAGGGAAAGGUUGAUAAUUCUUAUUGCAAGACGUACAGUAAUAAUGUAAAGCAAUUUUUUCUUUCGGCGGAUUGUAUAAUUUCGACAGCAUGUACUGACUAACAUUCCAUUAUUCAAAUUUUGGCCUAAUCUUUUUAUGAGUGCAAUAAGAGCUCUUUUUCCUUCUAUAGUCACAUUAAACUACAAACAAUAACUGACUAUCAUUAGUAAUGCAUUUGACACUGUUAGGCCAGCCUUAUAAAACAUGAUAAGAUUGUUAUCAUGAUUUAAAUUGUCUUCGUAUUCGUCGUCACUAUAUCUUCCAUCGCUAUGAAUGGUAUCGUCGAAUGUUUUCUUUGCUACUUUUAACAUCUUGUGUACUCUAUAUAUAAAUUUAUUUAUUACAGCUACUGUUGAAUAUGCGUCCUUUAACUCAUAUUUUUGUUUAUCAUUAAAUAUGAUGUUGUCUGUAAACAAAAAGUGGACAAAAAGUAUUGAAAUAAUUUUAGUAAUUUACAAAACUUGGACAAAAUAAUUUAAACACCUACUCUGACUCCGAAAUAUAGGCGUAAUUCAAGAGAGUAACUUUGUCAAAAACG
Solenopsis invicta (red fire ant) is the source of this 3742-nucleotide messenger RNA. Its product is annotated as general transcription factor II-I repeat domain-containing protein 2-like. The coding region runs from base 1336 to 2694 and encodes 452 amino acids. The record is from RefSeq and is a predicted model, not a curated record. The transcript is spliced from 2 exons. Lineage: Eukaryota; Metazoa; Arthropoda; Insecta; Hymenoptera; Formicidae.